AUUCCAAAACGAUAUCCUCGUAAAAUGAGACGGCGUAGGAAAUCAAAACAACCACGAUUUGUUGAUGAAAAUAAUAAUGAACCAGUUAUAGUUAGUGAUAAAAAUUAUCCAAAUGAAUAUCAAGAUGUCAAUAGUGAGUCUAUUCCUAAAAGUCUUAAUGAUGGUUUGGAGGAAGUUCCAGAAAAUUCAUAUGAAGAAACAAAUAAUAUGGGAAAUAAUAAAGAGCAACCUAAGUUACCAGAAUAUCCUGAAAAUUCUGAUUUAGCCGCUUCAGAUUUUUCAGCCUCAAUAGAUACUGAUGAAGAUGGUAAUUUUGCAAAACCAAGUCCACAGAAAGUGAGAGAUAGUACAAGUAACUCUAAAAAACCCAGGAGAAAAAAACAUAGGAAGAGAAAGAUAAUUCCUACAAAUGUAGAUGCAGAAAAGAGUAGAAAUAUAAAUGAUGAAAAUCCAAUAGAAAACCCUGAGACACAAUCAAAAGACAUUCGAAGGAAUCCCAAGAAAAGGAGACAUAUUAGACGUAUUAGAACAUACAUGAUAAAUAAAACAACAAAUGAAAGAAUACCUAUUGAUGAUCAAAUAUAUUCCACGACAAAUGGGUUACCUGAUGGUCUAAAUAAUAAAUUUGACUCAUCGGAAGCUGAAGAUUCGAUGUUCGAUGAUCCAGAUUCAAAUGCAGAUAAUGAUGUCUAUUCUUCAUUUUUGUUUAAUGAACACAAUGCAGACCAAUGUAAACGUAAUGCGUACGAUAAAUUUAAAAAAGUCACAUCACAAGAUGCUAAGCAAAUUGCAUAUCGAAGUGUUUUAGAUACUAGUGAAAUGCGAAGUAGUAUGUUAGCAACUAUAAAAAAUGCAAUAAGUAGUGUAAAAGUGUCCCAAACAUUCAAUGAUGUUGAUCAAAGUUUACGGACAGUCAGUUACUCACUGAAAACUGGUUUAAAACAAACUAUUAGUGACUUGGUUACAAAAAUAGUUCCGUUAGCUAAUGAUUUUUUGAAAACGACAGAGAAUCUUAAGGAAUUGUAUCAAAAAGGUCCACAGUCUACUCACAAAAUGUUAACAAACAUCUUAGAGAACGAGUCAACCGUUCCAGAUUCAGCAAAAGAUAUAUUAAAACUUAUUUCUCCAGAAUUUAAUGUGGAUGAAUUAGUAAAUAAUAUCUUUGAAAAACCAUGUAAUGCAAAAUCAUUGAAAGAGAAAAAGAAUAAAGCUCAAAGAAAACUUAUCGAACUUUCAAAACACAUGGACACGGCAAUAAGCAACAUUGACUGUUUUGUGCUGUCCACUAUGUCUAUCGUAGGAAUCGGAGCGGACACGUUAAAACUGUUGAAAUCCGGCAAAGUGAUCAUGAGCGAUAAACAUCCCAGGGCAAAAACAUUGAGAGAUGCCGUGGGAAUAAUUGUGGCAGGUAAAAAUAUCAAAAAUAAUAACGUAGGCUUAACACCAACGUUGACACCUUCUAGUGGAACUACUGUAAGUAACGAAGAUGACGAUGAUGAUGAAGAUCCUGACCAAGUUGCUCAGAAAAAUGAAGAAUUUUUAAAAAAUGUACCUGACCUAGACGAUAAUAUACCCAUACAAAAAAAAAUACCAAACAAGCGACAUUCGUUAGGCGUAAUUGUUGUACAUCCGGACAAACAUAUAGAGUACAAAGAAGUAACUGACACUUCACAAUUGAAAAAAUUUGUUGGAGACAAAACGAAAAAAUACAAAUUGCAAUCUAAAAAUAAACAUCCUAAAUUUUUAAAAUUGAAUAGUAAAAAAUUGAUCGACGUUAUGGUUGCGGAUGUGAAGAAAAAGGCUGAGAUAAAUGGAAUGACCAAAAAAGAAAUGAUAGAAGAAAUAAUUAAAAAUUUAAGUAGUAGUUGAACUUAUUUACGACUAUACAUUAUAAAGAAUGUUUUUUUUAUU
This is a messenger RNA of Melanaphis sacchari, 1911 nucleotides long. RefSeq lists its product as uncharacterized. The coding region runs from base 25 to 1869 and encodes 614 amino acids. The transcript is spliced from 2 exons. The record is from RefSeq and is a predicted model, not a curated record. Lineage: Eukaryota; Metazoa; Arthropoda; Insecta; Hemiptera; Aphididae.